GCCCUGGCCCGACGCCCUGCCGGUGCCGCGCACCACCCUCGAGUCUCUCUCCCCGCGCACCGCCCGGUCCCCGCCUGCAGUAUUAGGUAAUUCCAGAAACAUGAGGAUAUUUAGUGUCUUUAUAUUCACAGCCUACUAUAAUUUGCUUAAUGCAUUCACUAUCACAGUUCCCAAGGACCUAUAUGUUGUAGACUAUGGCAGUAAUGUGACAAUGGAAUGCAGAUUCCCAGUAGAAAAUCAAUUAGACAUGAUUUCAUUGGCGGUUUACUGGGAGAAGGAAGAGAAGCAAAUUAUUCAGUUUGUACUUGGGCAAGAGGACCUGAAGGAUCAACACAGUAGCUACAGGCAGAGGGCGUGGCUAUUGAAGGACCAGCUCAUCAAAGGAAAUGUUGCCCUCCACAUUACAGACGUGAAGUUGCAGGAUGCAGGUGUUUACUGCUGCAUGAUCAGCUAUGGUGGCGCAGAUUACAAGCGAAUUACUUUGAAAGUCAAUGCCCCAUACAACAAAAUCAACCAGAGGAUUUCUGUGGAUCCAGUCACCUCUGAACACAAACUAACAUGUCAGGCUGAGGGAUACCCCGAGGCUGAAGUCAUCUGGACAAGCAGUGACCACCGAUUCCUGAGUGGCGAGACUAAUAUCACCCAGUCCCAGAGGGAGAAGCUUUUUAAUGUGACCAGCAUGCUGAGAAUCAACACUACAGCCAAUGAGAUUUUCUACUGUACUUUUCGGAGAUUCGAUUCCUGGGAAAACAAUACAGCAGAAUUGAUCAUUCCAGAACCACCCUUGGUACUUUCUGAAACCAAGAGGACUCACUUGGUGAUGCUGGGAUCCUUCCUGCUUUUCCUUUUUGUAGCAGUAUCAGUCUUCUGCUUAAGAAAAGAUGACACACAGUUUGAGGAGACAUAAUCAGCAUUGGACUUCUGAUCUUCAGGAGGGAUUCUUAGCCUAGAGUUUGGGAGUUGACAAAUGAAAGGGCCUGUGGGGUCCAGAUGAUGUGGGACUUUUAAAGGCCAAAGCUCUGAAUGUGGAACCAGGGGAAAACAAAGAGAAUGAAGAAAGAUGAAACCUGGGAAGAAACCCUAACAAUACUUCAAAUGAACAGAGAACCUCAUUGGUGCACAGGAAACGGACAGCCAGCACUCCUGAGUGAGGAGCCUCCAUGCACCUGGUCCAUCACUCCUUUAGGAAAGCAGGUUGAGAAUCCCUCACUUAAGGGUCAGUUCUUGCAGAAACACCUUUUGCCUCUGCUCAGUAACCAAAUCCAUCUUGUAGGGACCAGAAGUCCUAAGAUUGGAAGACUGAGUUGUUUCGAUUUUUUGUGAAUCUGUGGCGGUCUUCUCAUCAGGGGAGUGUGAUUGUUAAUGAUUUAUUUUGAGCAUAUUUUGUAGUAAAGGUGAAAAUGUUGUUGUAUUCAACCUGCUACUUAUAAAUAACUUGUUUGUGUGCAGAAGAACAUAAGGUAUUUGCCAGGUGCUUGAUACCAUGAGGAACUGUUGGUACAAAGAGGAAGGACAAAGAGCAACUCCUGGGUGUGUGUGAUCUUAC
Molecule: messenger RNA, 1546 nt
Organism: Perognathus longimembris pacificus (Pacific pocket mouse)
Lineage: Eukaryota; Metazoa; Chordata; Mammalia; Rodentia; Heteromyidae
Gene: Cd274
Product: CD274 molecule
Exons: 6
Coding region: 101-907 (268 amino acids)
Biological process (GO): cell surface receptor signaling pathway; cellular response to lipopolysaccharide; immune response
Cellular component (GO): external side of plasma membrane
Source: RefSeq, a predicted model, not a curated record